Triticum turgidum subsp. durum (durum wheat) is the source of this 948-nucleotide messenger RNA. NCBI's taxonomy places the organism in Eukaryota, Viridiplantae, Streptophyta, Magnoliopsida, Poales, Poaceae. The record is from the annotation of a GenBank genome assembly.
AUGGUGAUCGACUCUCUCCCUUUCAUGGUAGGAGGUCAUCGUUGGGACAUCAGAUACUAUCCUAACGGCCGUACCUCAGAGAACGCCGACUAUGUAUCCAUUUAUCUUCAUCUUCUUGAUGAAGAUGUUGCAGAGUUUAAGGUGUUGUACGAAUUUAGUUUCGUCGACCAGCGUCAGAUGCAAGAUUCAGCCCAUAUUCGUGGAGUCCAGCCAACAAACUUUUCCGACAACCAUCGAUGUUGGGGUUACCCUAAUUUCGCGAAAAGAGACGCCCUUGAGAAAUCAAACCAUCUAAAUGAUGAUUGUUUCACCAUCCGAUGUGACCUUACCAUUGCCUCCACCGUCGAUCUCUUCAUUAAGGUACCGACAUCUUGUAUCCAACACCAUAUAAGCGACCUCUUGCAGUCUGAGGAGGAAGCUGAUGUGACAUUCAAGAUUGGAGAUGACACAUUUGUUGCCCACCGGUGCGUGCUCGCAGCUCGGUCUACGGUCUUCAGAGCAGAGCUAUUUGGCCCCAUGAAAGAGGGCACAAUAGGAGGCAUCAUCCAUAUAGAAGACAUGGAAGGAAAUGUGUUUAAGGCAUUGCUUAGCUUUAUUUACACCGAUUCACUGCCUAAGAUGGCGAUAGACACGUUGGAGGAUGAAAGGGAAGACCAAGAAGUGUUGUGGCUACAACACUUGCUUGAAGCGGCGGAUAGAUAUGAUCUUGAAAGGCUGAAAGUACUUUGUGAAGAGAAGUUGUGCCAACACAUAGACGUGGGCUCGGUGACGACUAUUCUUACUCUAGCCGAGCAACAUAACUGUUCUGUAUUGAAGGAGGUAUGCUUUCAGUUUCUCAAGACUCCUGCUAAUUUGAAGAAGAUAGUUGCGGUUGACGGCUUGGAGGACAUAACAAGAACAUGCCCCUCUCUCUUAAAAAUGCUCAUUGCCAAGCUUGUGUGCCUUUAA